AUGGUGCCCUGGGGGCUCCUCGUGACUGGCGCCUCCUUCGCCGCGUUCCGGGGGCUGCACUGGACGCUGCAGCUGCUGCCCACGCCGGGAUCUGCUGCCCAGGACCGUUGGAAGUGGCGGAACAUCUGUGUCUCCCUGGUGCACAGCCUGCUCACAGGGGUCGGGGCGCUGCUCGGGCUCUCGCUGUACCCUCAGAUGGCUGCUGACCCGAUUCACGGCCACCCCCUCUGGGCCCUGGUGCUGGUGGCUGUGUCUGUGGGUUAUUUCUUGGCCGAUGGAGCUGACAUGCUAUGGAACCAGACCUUGGGCCAGGCCUGGGAACUUCUCUGUCAUCAUUUGGUGGUAGUGAGCUGCCUCAGCACCGCCAUUCUGUCCAGCCACUACGUAGGCCUCUCUAUGGUGUCUUUGCUCCUGGAGCUGAACUCCGCCUGCCUACACCUACGAAAAUUGCUGCUGCUUUCCCACCAGGCCCCAUCCCUGGCCUUCAGCAUGACCAGCUGGGCCACCCUGGCCACCCUGGCCCUCUUCCGCCUAGUGCCUCUAGGGUGGAUGAGUCUGUGGCUGAUCCGGCAGCAACAUCAGGUGCCUCUUGCUCUGGUCAUCCUCGGUGGAACUGGGCUGGUUACUGUGGGUACCAUGAGCGUCAUGCUGGGUGUCCGUAUUUUGGUCAGUGAUGUCCUACGGUCUCGAUCCCGCCCACCCAUCCCUGGGCACAAGGAACCCAGGGGCCCGAGGAGAUGUUAUGAUGGUGAGCUUGCCACCAGGGACGGUUCCAUUCUCAGCCUGAAAGACUAG
This is a messenger RNA of Suricata suricatta (meerkat), 795 nucleotides long. It is a transcript of the gene TLCD2, whose product is annotated as TLC domain containing 2. Bases 1 to 795 code for a protein of 264 amino acids. The record is from RefSeq and is a predicted model, not a curated record. The transcript is spliced from 4 exons. Gene Ontology annotation, biological process: membrane assembly; phospholipid homeostasis; regulation of membrane lipid distribution. NCBI's taxonomy places the organism in Eukaryota, Metazoa, Chordata, Mammalia, Carnivora, Herpestidae. Gene Ontology annotation, cellular component: plasma membrane.